AGUCACAAACCGUGUUUACGUCACAGUCUACUGCAUGAGAUGGACGCACUUGAGCAACCUCGUGCCCAGAGUCUUCUUGGCAAUUGAGAUGAACGAUUGCUUGAAUCAAAUGGAGGUGAAAAGAGUGUCCGCAUCCAGAUCUAUAUCAAAACGUUUUACUUUUGCCAGACGAUGGUGCUAUGACUGCUAUAGCUCGUUUAAUAUCUGCUUUACUAGGAUUGUCUAAAGUAGAUUCAUCAACGACUUAACGACUGCAAUGCAAUCCUUUAAUUCCCUUGCCUCCUUUGCCUCUGCUGGUAAAUGGAUGGAAAGAGGGCACUCAGGGCAGCUGCCUCUGCUUCCACCCUGUUCUAACGUCACAAGAUAUUGCAGAACUAGACGCACUAGACUAGAGAGGGGUCUGCAAUACAAAACGAUAUCUUCAUAUGAUACAAUGUUGUGCACGAAGAAGACAACAAUCACGAAAAUUCAGCAUUUUGUUUAGUUGCUUUUUCGAAAUGAAGUUUUUUAGUGGUCUGUUUUGUUAUAGGCAUAUAGUCAGUCUCCGCUAUUUUCAUUCCACUGAAAUUAAUUUGAAAAGCCACCUGUCAACAAAGAAGGAUAUCCUAUUGCACUGUUUCUAUAGUUACGAACACAUUGAAGCUUUAUUUUAACAACACAUUCACCCAGUGUAGAAUUGCCUGUGCUGAUAUUGUUUCAUUUUUAUCUAAUAACUAUCGAAUUAAGUAAGAUCUAGAAUAAAGUAGAACGUAAGAAAUGUCUUCCGAUGAAGAGUCAAUCGAAGGUGAAGAAGGUCCAUAUCUUGGAGAAUAUGAAGGAGAGCGAAAUCAAAAUGAGGAAAGACACGGCAAAGGAAAGGCAAAGUUGCCUAACGGAGAUACUUACGAGGGUUUUUAUGAACAUGGAAAGCGUAAUGGACAAGGAACGUACAAAUUUAGAAAUGGUGCACGAUACACUGGCAGUUACACGAAAGGUAAAAAGAAUGGUUACGGUACAUUCAUCUAUCCAGAUGGAUCAAAGUACAUAGGAAACUGGAUAAAUGACGAAAAACAUGGUUUUGGAACAUACUAUUACGUCAACGGUGAUAUUUAUGAAGGAGACUGGUACGAAAAUAAGAGACAUGGGCAAGGUGUGUAUACUUUCAAUGUGACUGGUUCUCGCUACCAAGGCACCUGGACCAAAGGUAUUUGUGAAGGUGCUGGAGAAUUAAUUCAUGCAAAUCAUCGUUACUCUGGUCAGUUUGCAGACAAUUGUAUGAAAGGAAAGGGAAAGUAUCUUUUUGAUAUUGGAUGCGAACAACUGGGGGAAUACAACGUCCAAGAAGAUCAAAUACAAGGAGAAACAGAAGAAGAUGAACCUACUACUGUACUUAAAGCUUUGUGGAAACCAAAAACAUUAUGUGGUAUUGAAGGGCAAGCAUCAUGAAUGAACACAAAUAUGCAAACAUAAUAUGUUAUCCAUUUAUAUUUGCAGUGGGGAUCAGGGGGUGUAAACAUUUAAGUCCAAGUUAACACAUGUAGAAACAUCAUUAAAUAUAUUGCAUACUUUUUCAUAAUCAUAUCCUUAAAUGUAAAUUUACUUUUAUCAGCAAUAUCUUUUAUUCUC
Dendronephthya gigantea is the source of this 1605-nucleotide messenger RNA. Its product is annotated as radial spoke head 1 homolog. NCBI's taxonomy places the organism in Eukaryota, Metazoa, Cnidaria, Anthozoa, Malacalcyonacea, Nephtheidae. The transcript is spliced from 3 exons. The record is from RefSeq and is a predicted model, not a curated record. Gene Ontology annotation, cellular component: nucleus; motile cilium. Bases 757 to 1425 code for a protein of 222 amino acids. Gene Ontology annotation, biological process: spermatid development; axoneme assembly.